Messenger RNA from Linum tenue, 4464 nucleotides. The record is from the annotation of a GenBank genome assembly. NCBI's taxonomy places the organism in Eukaryota, Viridiplantae, Streptophyta, Magnoliopsida, Malpighiales, Linaceae.
CCACAAUAGAACGCUUUUUUGAUCUCUUCCAUCGCUUCCCUUUUCGCCUUUUCCUCCAUUCACCACACCUGUUUUCAUCUGUCUUUCUUCUCCGUUUCCUCCCCUGAAAUCCCUCGUGUAUCCUCACCGACCCGUUUCCGCCGGUCGCCCUUUCCUCUUUACCAAUUCCUCGCCGAAAUCUCGCAUAACUGAUUUCCCAACCCACGUUCACAGAAUCCCCCCUUCUCUCUCCCGAUUUCGAUUUCGAUUUCUCCCUCCUAAUUUCAGCUUCUUCUCUUUGUUUCAUUUUCUCGCCGGCAGCUUGGGUCUCUCGCCGCCGUCGCUUUUUCAAGCCUUCUAUUCUCCUUUUCGUCUUUCUAGGUGAGAGGGUUGUUGCUUCUGGAAUCCUGAUCUCUACCCAGUUGAGAUUUGGUCGUUGUGGAUUACUCGAGGUGGAAUCAGAGAGAGAGAGAGAGAGAGAGAGAGAGAGAGAGAGAGAGAGAGAGAGAGUUGGGAUGAAGAGAGGGAAAGACGAUGAGAAGAUGAUGGGGCCAUUAUUCCCGAGGCUCCAUGUGAAUGAUACAGAGAAAGGGGGCCCAAGAGCGCCUCCAAGGAACAAGAUGGCCCUUUAUGAGCAGCUAAGCAUUCCAUCUCAAAGGUUUAAUUCUGGGGUUUUGCCUCGUAAUCCAAGUAACUUGGCUCCUGCCGGGUCUUCCAGCCAGGCGAGUAGGCUUGAAAGGACUUUAUCCUCGCCACCAACUCUAGCCGAUCAACUGCCUUCUUUCCAGCCCGGUGCUGGGAACUUGAACAGUUCUUUGGCGCCACGUGAGCAGAGGAAGAAGGCCGGAGACGAAGAUGAUUUCACUGUUCCAGUAUUUGUAAAUACAGGUGCGUCCAAGUUGCAGAGAAAACGUUCUAAUGUGGAAGAGCUGGCUCCAUUUAGCUCGAUGCAUUCAUGUCAUUCCAACAAAGCUCAGAAUACUGGCUAUAUUGAUACCCAGUGUGCGUCAUCCAUUGAUCCCCAUUCAAGACAUGGAGGAAAUCCAUGCAUUUCAAGUGAUAAUUUGCAUACUAGAGAAAAUUUUGCUGAGUCUGGGGAUGAAGCAAUUGUACACCCGAAAAAACGUUCUCAUGGUAAUCAACAGCAGCCUGCAUGGUUGCAGUCAAAUGUAUGUGCACUUGGUGAUGCUGUUCCUGAGAUGCGGCGAAGGGGAACAGAGAAAAAUGAUGUCCUUGUGCGAAAGGACAGCUUGGGUUCUUGUGAAGAGCCAUGUACACCCAAUGAGGGCAGUGGCACCUGUGUUACCAAGGUGGACGUGUCAAUACCAGUGAGAAAUACUGAUAAAGGGGACGAUGCAUCUGACACAUCCAUUGUUGACUCUGCCGAACCCUUGGACAUAUCUCCGGAUGAUGUUGUGGAUAUGAUUGGUCAGAAACAUUUCUGGAAAGCUAGAAGAGCAAUUGUCAAGUAAGUAUUGUAACUCAUCAUGAAAAAUUGAGACCUGCCUUCUUUUUUGUAGUUACAAAACGUGCAAGUCUGUCGUGAGAUUUUUACUUUGCAAUAUUGUCAUGUUGAAGGCGUUUAUUUAUCUGGGAACUAAUCUUAGCUAUAUAUUGUCUUACAUUUGAAAUCUUGAAGCUUGGGGAAUUUUAUCUGCCAUACUGAUUGAACCCGUCUAAGGUCUGGUCUUUCCUUCGCCCAAGUUUGCUACUAAGAAAUUAUGAGGUUGUUUAGACAAUUAUUGUUCAAAUUUGUUAUUAAGUUUUGUCUAGAGGACUAUUUGGCUGCUCCAUAUGUAUGUCACAAUAGUAAUGGAGAUGGAGUGUCUAGAGCUUCCUCAUUUCCUUGUUUCUUGGGUUACUUCUCUUCAUAUUUACACAAUCUGACUUUGUUAGAUUGUUUAAAUGUCAGGCAGAAUGUUAACUGUAGGAAUGAAAUGAUUGCCUAUUUUGCAAUUAUCAUGGUCAGUGGCAAGGGAGAACUAGAUAGUGGGGAGUCUCCAACCAAUCUGGCGUGUUUUUGGUGCUCAAGCCCUUGAUAACAUUUCAAUGUGGAAGUUCCUGCGACAGGGGGUAGUGAUAAUGGUGAUUGAGGUACUUCGUUCAAGGUGCCCCCGGGAUAGUAGAUCGUCUUAUAUAUCUAGUUCUUUAGCACUUUGUUCUCUUUGGUUAUACUCCUAUCUUGGAUAGGAUUGCAUAUUUUCUUUCUGACCACUGGGCAAAUUACUUAUCCUCGAGGGCCUUUAGCACGUAACCAACAUCUGCUGGAGAUGGUUCCUGGAGCUAUCAGUAGGUGAGUUGCAGAUGGGAAAAUGGAGAGUUAUGUUGUAGGAAUGCCAGGUCUUGGCAUAAAUUUGUUUUAGUUUUAUGUUGGGAAACAUGUGUCAUCAAUUAUUUAAAUUUAUUUCAAGCGCAUGAGCUACUUUUAUCCUUCCCGGAAGAGUUCUGCAAGUAGAAGGCAUGGAAACGUUGUGUCAGCAUGGUUGAAUUCAAAAUUUGAGUUCCUGGCUUAUCUUCUUGUAUUGGAUGAUCUACUGUUAUGGCCUCUGUUUAUAUCUGAAUUUCGCAGCCACUAACAUAUAUGUCAAGCUCUCUCUUCCAGGGUAUAAGAAUUAUAGACACUUGAUUCCUGUUAUCUAGUUGGCCACGAGCCCUUUCAGAAAGUUUGGUGGUAUGUGCAUAUGAAAAAAAUAAAAAAAACUAAGUUGUCCAAGGCUGGAGGUAUACUACAUGUGUGUCAUGUGAGAAAUUCAGCCUCUGGUAUUGUUCAUUUAAGGAUAUUGUUUUACUACGCACUUAAUUGUGUGGCGCAGCUUCCAUGCUUUCAGCAAGCAAGUAGUUACAGGUGCUAUUUCUUUUUGAAAAUAGCAGUCUUCGUGUUCAUUAUUCGUAAUGAUAUCUUCAACCAUUUUAGCAAUGCUGUACCCAACCUGAUUGCUAGUUGACGUUUAAACUAUUUCUGUUGUUUAUAUUGCAUUGCUGCUUGCACCGGAGUUCUCUUACCAAACUUUUUUUUUUGGCAUAACGAACUUUUGUUUGAUUUGUCUGUUCAUAAUCAAAUUCCUCUUCCUCUCUCUGCAGUCAACAAAGAGUUUUUGCGGUUCAAGUGUUUGAGUUGCAUAGACUCAUCAAGGUUCAACAAUUGAUCGCUGGUGCUCCGCAUCUUUUGGUGGAAGAGAGCAACUUCCUCACAAAAUCAUCCAUUCCUGGCUCUCCAAUGAAGAAACUUCAAGCCGAGUACGUCCUGCUGCAGCCAGCGCGUGGUACCAAAAGAAAAGAUGAUUCACAAGAACCUAGUCAUAAUAAGAUGGAAGGUUCUGCAGAGAAUGCUGUUGGGAAGUCUCUUGGAAACCAUAGUCAGCCACCAACAACCUACAGGCCGCCUCAUGUAGGAAACCAAGUUCCAGUUCCCGCAAUCACAGACAGCAACAACACGACGAGUUCAUGGAAUUUCCACCAAGCCACUGGCCAGCACUGGUUGGUCCCUGUCAUGUCCCCUACCGAAGGACUCGUGUACAAACCUUAUGCACCCCCUGGACAAAUGGGACCUGGUUGUGGAGGAUAUGGAGCAUACGGCCCUCCUCCUGUAAUGGGAAACUUCAUGAACCCAGGCUACGGACUUCCAACUUAUUUUCAACAGGGAAUGGGUUGCUUCCCUCCAUAUGGUAUGUCAGUCAUGAGCUCCGCUCUCUCGGGUUCAGCAGUUGACCAGUCGAACUGCUUCCCAGGAUCGGGUUCCCAUGGUCAAAUCAGUCAGUUGUCUGGAAGUGGGGCGAAUUUCAACGUUCAACAUAACGUGGAAGUGCUAACUCAGAAGAGUGGGGCUGUCUCAGUGGCGGAGAUCCGGGUAACUUCUAAAGAAGCUGAGCUGCAAAGAAGCACCGCGAGUAGCAUUAGCGAGAGAGUGGAAGUAGUCGGUAGCAUUCAGCAGCGGGGUGAUAUAAGAGAUGAUGCAUCUCUUCAACUUUUCCCAAGAGCUCCUUCUGCAUUUGGAGCUGCUCCUCAACGAUCAGGUAACGUCUCUAGGGUGAUUAGGGUCGUGCCGCAUAACUCCAGGUCUGCAACUGAAUCAGCAGCUCGGAUCUUUCAGUCGAUACAAGAAGAGAGGAAGCAAAAUGAAUCUGUUUAGUCAGGUGCUUGGAGAUUCCCUGUAAUGGUAUGCAAUUUUUGCUGUUUAUCGAUUAUUGUUGUUUGUAGUGGGGUUUUGGACUUUUGAUCCAUUUAACUUUAGUAGAGGCUAUUCUGGAAUGUAGAUAUGCCGCGUGCUGGAGGACUAACGCAUCGAUAUGAACAGUGCCCCUAGAGUAAAAUACUAAAAUGUGCUUUCCAUCUUUCUUCAGUUUUGCUAUAUUUGUUUGAGUCUACUACUAAACCGAGGCAACUAGCUAACCUUAGAUGAUCUAAGGGCACUUGUAGUUUCUUCUGGGAACGACAGUGUGUGCAAUGGUUUAUUUUGUUCUGGUCCGAUGCUUGAAAAUACAUCAU